This is a messenger RNA of Aplysia californica (California sea hare), 1062 nucleotides long. RefSeq names its product elastase. Lineage: Eukaryota; Metazoa; Mollusca; Gastropoda; Aplysiida; Aplysiidae. The coding region runs from base 436 to 1062 and encodes 208 amino acids. The record is from RefSeq and is a predicted model, not a curated record. Gene Ontology annotation, biological process: proteolysis. The transcript is spliced from 6 exons. Gene Ontology annotation, molecular function: metalloendopeptidase activity.
ACACAGUAAUUACUUGCAACUUUUUUCCGCACUUCAUGUUCGCAGGGCCUGGAAAAAGAACUGAAAGAAUUAAACAGAGAUUGUCACAGAAGUAAAGCUGAGAUUAUAGCUAUCAUCGCAGAGAGUGAAGGUGUCGAGUACGAUGCAACAAAUGUGCGAAAGUCUUCAAGGAGAAACAACUACGACCUCACUGAGUCAGGAGAACCCCUCUUUGUGGCCAGCCUGGAUGUAUUUUUCACAGACUCGAAUAGCGAGAACAGCUCAAGGGCUAUCUACCAUGUGGACCUCUGCAAUGGAACGGUGGUAGAUGUAGAGCAGCACACGACCACCCACUCACCCAAGUCUCGCCGAUCUCACCAACACCGCGACCAUAAGGGUGGACGCAGUCAGUGGGAGAGGCGGCAACACCGUCGGGGACAACAAGGGAGGAGGUCCAUGCCGUGCAGUAAUGGCGCCCGAGGUGUUGGAGGGAACCUAAAAACAAAGGCCAGACACUACGGAGUCUCUCCCAACUGCUUGGAAGUUUUGGCUGCAUCGAACGGAACUUGUUAUCUGGAGAAUGACUAUAUCUGGGUUGUCGACUUGAAGGGUGGGAUCAAUGAAGACGUGGACGCGGUCGUCAGCUUUCCGUGUUCUAAGGGCUACAAAGACUCAGUCAACGGGGCCUUCUCGCCGGCCCUUGACGCUUUCUACUUUGCUACAGAAGUGGGGAAAAUGUACAGAGAGUGGUACUACUACCACCCACUGACGUCUCCUAUACCCCGGGCCUUCGUCCACUUCGGCAAGGACCUCGACAACGCCUUGUGGGACGGCCAGAACCUCAUCCUCGGAGACGGCGGGAGCGAGACCUUCCCUUACUCUGUCAUUGACGCUGUGUCUCAUGAACUGGCCCAUGGCGUCACGGAGAGAAGUUCAAACCUCGAGUUCAGAAAGCAGUCCGGUGCUAUCAGUGAAUCGUUCUCUGACAUGGCGGGAGAGGCGGCGGAGGUCUAUAUCAAAGGGUCCAAUGACUGGGUUGUAGGCGGUGACCUUCUCAAGAAAACUGGAGACGCUGUCAGGUAG